AUGGCUUCAAUUCCUUCAGUCUUGUCCUCUUCCUUUCUCAAGCGAAUCGUAACUCCAAACUCCGUCGUCAUCACUUCAAGACCUCCUUGUUCCUUCUUUCCCAAUAUGCCGACAAAGCCCCUGCCUUUGCCGGUGGCACUAUCUACCGCCCGCGACCCGCCGGCGGAGAUUCCAUCCGUGCCCGUAACUGAACCUCCGUCUUUUCCCAAAGAAAUGCCGGUUGGUCCGAACCGGGAUCCGUCGGAAACUGACCCCGGCGUUCCGCCUGAGAUAAUCGUGGAUCCUCCUCCGACUAAUCCUGUGCCUAAUAAUCCGAAUCCGAUGCCAAAGCCAGAGGGGCCAAAGCCUCCGCUGUCACCGCCCGGGCCUGAUAUUCCUAUGCCCCCGCGGCCGCCAGAUGUUGCCCCUCCGCGGCCACCUGGACCAGAGAUCGUUCCACCGCCUUCGACCCCGCCGGAUAUUUCACCGCCUCCGACCCCUGAAGGGCCUCAAAUAAUAGUGUAG
This is a messenger RNA of Neltuma alba, 504 nucleotides long. Its product is annotated as vegetative cell wall protein gp1-like. The record is from RefSeq and is a predicted model, not a curated record. The transcript has a single exon. Lineage: Eukaryota; Viridiplantae; Streptophyta; Magnoliopsida; Fabales; Fabaceae. Bases 1 to 504 code for a protein of 167 amino acids.